AGGGAGAAUGAGAUUUGGUUAUGGCAGCAGCGGGAGCGAGGCGUCGGAAGAUGGACGGAAAUGCAGCCUGGGAGGAGGGAAAGGAGGAUGUGCGAUCAUAGGUGACCCAUUCGAUGCGGACUCUGGCCGGAAAAGCCUUGUCUUGCAGUACACUAAGGCAGGCAUGUUCUCGAUGUCCAAGAUCGGUCUGGUUCAUCUCGGGGAGAGUUUGGAAGCGUACAACGAAGCGGACAUGGCAAGGAAGCUGAGAGACGUCUACGACGUCUUCGUCUUCAACAGCACUUGGUGCUGGAGCCAAGACGGGUUCUACUACACCAACGGACAGAAAGUGAACAAAGAAGGCAUGCUACCUUACUCCAAGGGUGACAGGUUGACGCUGCUGCUGGAUACGGAUGAAGGCAUGUUGCGAUUCGGACUCAAUGGCGUCCUAAUGGAGAGAGCUGUUGAGAAAAUUCCAGCUGGAGUUUGCUUUGCAAUUUCGGGUUGUCACGCGGCUUUUGAGAUCGUAAGCUUUGAUGACGGUCUGCUGGAGAAGGAGAAGCAAAGAGCGGCAGCGAGGCUGUAUCGUUUGCACAAGAAGGCGUUCUAUGAAGUGGAGCAGCUAGGAACUAGAGCAAAGAAUGAACUUGAGAAUGGAAAGUACGAGCAAACUCUGGAGCUCGUCUCGAAAGCCAUCACUGGGUGCAGCAAUGCUGGUGAACAAGGAGCAAUCAAA
Molecule: messenger RNA, 715 nt
Organism: Guillardia theta CCMP2712
Lineage: Eukaryota; Cryptophyceae; Pyrenomonadales; Geminigeraceae
Exons: 7
Source: RefSeq, a predicted model, not a curated record